CCGGCGGUCCGCCCAUCAAGAUUCCUCAGCCCAUGACGACGUGAACGGCACCGCGCCUGGAGCUCCGCUGCGAACAGAACCCGCGCCCGAUUCUUCCUCAAUCGCUUCUUCAACAGAAGCCCGACGCCCGCGACUCCGAUCCCGCGUAGCCAUGUGGUUGCGAAGCCGACCAUGAGCCGCCAUGCCGCCCCGUCGCCCGCCGUGCUGCGGCGCGCCCUGCCCCAGCUGCGCCAGACCGUCCCGCGCCUCGAUGUCUGCGGGACGAGGAGAUGGGCCCCGAGCCGGACGAUAGCGAGUUGGACGCCCGCGGCGAGCGUCGCGGCGCCGCUGCUGAAGACGCCCUCCGCCGUCCACCCGUCACAUGUCAGACCCGCCAGCGUCACCGUCGCCGCCCGCGCAGCGUGGAGAAGACACGCCUCGUCGCCCGCCGACCGCAGCAAGAGCGCGGAAACACACACAUCCCCCGCGGGCACGCCUGGGAGUAAGGGCGCGGAAACACACACACCGCCUGCGGCAGAUGCCUCGCACGCAAACACGUCUGGCCACACACCACCAACCACACCAACACCCACACCCGCACCCACGCCCGACGCGAAGCAUGACGGCCUCCUCGACCGCCUCCCGCACGUCCCACACCUCUACCGCCCCUCCAAGGCCGAGCUGCUGGCCGCCGCGUCCGGCUUCUGGUCGCGCAUGAAGGUGCGCUUCAAGUGGCUCACCAUCCGCAGCAACCGCAACUUCAACGCCGACGAGCUGUACGCCCUGUUCUCGUGGAUCCUGGCCGCCCACGUCGCCUGGGUCAUCCUCGGUACCACCACCUUCUUCAUGCUGACCGUGUUCCUCAUCAACACGGCCUUCUCGCAGGAGACGCUCGCCAAGUGGAUCGGCAACUACCUGACCAAGUCGUCCGGCAUCAAGGUCGUCUUCGAGACGGCCGUCGUGCCCAAGUGGAAGGACGGCGUCAUCUCCUUCCGCAAAGUCUUUGUCUCGCGCCGCCCGGGCCAGGGCCGCGGCAAGGUCAGCAAGGGCUCGCAGACGUCGGCCGCCGCCGAGGCCGCCAUCGCCGCCAAGGACGGCGUCGACGUCGUUGAGGAGGACACCAACUACACCCAGUUCGACGUGUCCAUGGACACCGUCAACGUCACCCUGUCCUUCUCCAAGUGGUGGAACGGCAAGGGCCUGCUCAAGGACGUCGAGAUCAAGGGCAUCCGCGGCGUCAUCGACCGCACCGCCGUCCACACCGUCGAGGGCGUCGACCCGCGCUCCUACAAGCACGAGCACGACGCCGGCGACUUCGAGCUCGACUCGUUCAAGAUGGAGGACCUGCUCGUCACCAUCCACCAGCCCGACGGCUUCCGUCCCUUCCCCGUCAGCAUCUACUCGUGCGAGCUGCCGCAGCUGCGCAAGCAGUGGCUGUUCUACGACUUCCUGUCCGCCGACCUCAUGUCCGGCUCCUACGACGGCUCGCUGUUCACCGUGCACCCGCGCCAGACGCACAACUACACGGGCACCCAGCUGCGCGACGGCCGCGACGCCGACGCCGACGCCGCCUCCACCUGGAAAAAACACAGCCGCAUCCGCAUCGACGCGCUCGCCAUCGACCACCUCAACGCCGGCUACGACGGGCCCUUCUCCUGGAUCCACGAGGGCAACGUCGACAUCGUCGCCGACAUCAUGCUGCCCGCCGACUCGUCCGAGUCGCUCGCCAAAGUCAUCGGCGCCAUGUACGACUCGCUCGAAGCCACCGUCAGCGCCAACGGCCGCGUCAUCCGGCACCACUUCUCCGACCACGCGGCGCAUUUCGCGGACGCGCACGACGAGGAGCCCCCGGAGGCCACCGAGGUCCCGCGGUUUGUUAUCAUGGAUCUGCGCGUCUCCCUCAACGAUGUGCGCGCCGCGGUUCCGAUCUUCACCCGCGAUAUCUCGUAUGUGAAUAAUGCCCUCGUGAGGCCGAUUGUCGCGUAUAUUAAUUCAAAGCGCACGUUUAUCCCGGUCAAUUGCAGGGUGGUCAAGGAUGUGGGCGAGUUUGAUGGGUCGUGGACGCUGUAUGAUAGUGGGUUGAUGGAGGAGGUGUCGCGUGAGAUGUACGACGCCUUCGCCCGCGACGUCCUCGACGACCGCACCGUGCGCAAGCGCCGCAUCAAGAAGGUCGGCAUCUGGACGCUGCAGCUCGCGGCGCAGGCGCUUUUCUUGGGGCUUGCGGGGAACAUGGCGUAGACGCAGCCGCAGACGCAGACGCCGCCCCCGAAGAAACGCAGCCGGCAAGCAAGCACACAGCACGCGACACACGGCUCGCUGGCCAUCACGACACAUGGCCGGACAUGCUUUCCAUCGCCAGUCGUGCAAAUAGAAUAGGAAUGUGGUGCGGGAGAAGUGCAAGAGCACGAUACCCCAAUGACAACUACAAUAACAAUCGCAGCUACGGCUACGGCUACAGCU
This is a messenger RNA of Boeremia exigua, 2439 nucleotides long. RefSeq names its product mitochondrial distribution and morphology protein-domain-containing protein. Lineage: Eukaryota; Fungi; Ascomycota; Dothideomycetes; Pleosporales; Didymellaceae. The record is from RefSeq and is a predicted model, not a curated record. Gene Ontology annotation, biological process: mitochondrion inheritance. Bases 172 to 2217 code for a protein of 681 amino acids. The transcript has 2 exons. Gene Ontology annotation, cellular component: mitochondrial inner membrane.